AAAAACAGCUCUCUGGUAGGUGUUUACGCUUAGCGUUUUCAUCCUACAAUGAGAUCGCUGCCCAUUGUAGUUUUAUCCCUCCUGAUUCUUGUCCUUGCUGCCCAUGUAUCCCAAGCCGAUGACAAGGGCUCUCCAAGCGGAAAUGGGAAGGGUUCCCAUGAAGGUGACGGUGAUGAUCAUAAAUCAAAUGGCGUAGGGCCGGUGAAAAAGCCAAAAUGCCAUAAGCCCGGACGUGGUCCGAAAAACCAUGACAAUGAUGGUCGAGGACCACCGGAAAAGGAUUGCGAUGAUGAAGAAACAACACCGUCAUCACCGGGGCCUUCCCCAGACCAAGGUAACGGUUCGCCAUCACCACCGCCAUCCCCUUCUUAUUCUCCACCCAUGAAUACCCAGUCACCUCCACCUCCAUUAGAAACUAGUCCUACCACACCUCCACCCUACCAACCCAGCAAUCAAUCCCCUCCGCCACCAUCAUCAUCAAGCCCACCACCAACACCUCCAUCUAGCCCCCCUGUUACACCUCCAACCUACGAACCUAAUGAUCAAUCGCCACCGCCUCCAAUGAAUCCUCCACCCAUUACCCCACCACCUCCAUCUAGUCCACCUGUGGCACCUCCAAUGAGCCCGACUAAUCAGCCUCCUCCACCGUCAUCAUCAUCUAGCCCCCCACCACUAGCUCCAGCCACUCCACCAACAUCUCCAUCAAGUCCCCCUGUUAUGCCUCCAUCCUACGAACCUAACGAUCAAUCGCCACCGCCUCCAUUGAAUCCUCCGUCCAUUCCCCCGCCACCAGCUAGCCCACCUGCCUCACCUCCAAUGAACCCGACUAAUGAUCAACCUCCUCCACCAUCUCCGUUAUCUAGCCCCCCACCAGUAGCUCCAGCCACCCCACCAACACCUCCAUCUAGUCCCCCUGUUACGCCUCCAUCACCAACACCUCCAUCUAGUCCCCCUGUUACGCCUCCAUCACCAACACCUCCAUCUAGUCCCCCUGUAACGCCUCCAUCCUACGAACCGAACGAUCAAUCGCCACCGCCUCCAUUGAGUCCUUCGACCAUUCCCCCACCACCUCCAACUAGCCCUCCUGCAGUACCUCCAAUGAACCCAACUAAUGAACAACCUCCUCCACCAUCGUCAUCAUCUAGCCGCCCACCAAUAGCUCCAACUACUCAACCAUCUCCCUCUAGCCCACCUGCUACACCUCCAACAGACUCAACUGAUGAGGAAACUCCUACAUCACCACCAUCAUCUAGUCCACCAGUAACUCUAUUAAGUCCUCCACCACCAUCAUCGAGUACACCACCGGCUCCAUACAUUGCCACACCACCUUUGUCUAGUCCCCCUGCUACACCUCCAACAUACCAAGCUAACGACCAGUCCCCUCCACCUCCACCAUCAUAUAGUCCGCCGCCAUCAGCUUUAGCUAGUCCUCAACCACCUCCACCACUGAGUCCACCAACAAUAGUUCCAACCACUAGCCCACCUCCUCCAGCUACUUCGCAAUCCCCUAUGUCUAGUCCACCAGCAACACCUCCAACGGACUCAACUGAUGAGGAAACUCCUACAUCACCACCAUCAUCUAGUCCACCAGUAGCUCUAUCAAGUCCUCCACCACCAUCAUCAAGCACACCACCGACUCCAUCUAUUGCCACACCACCUUUGUCUAGUCCCCCCGCUACACCUCCAACGUACCAAGCUGAUGAUCAAUCCCCUCCACCUCCACAAUCAUACAGUCCGCCACCGACAACUUUAGCUAGUCCUCCACCAUCACCAUUGAGUCCACCAGCAAUAGCACCAACCACUAGUGCACCUCCUCCAUCUACUUCCCCAUCGCCUAUGUCUAGUCCACCAGCAACACCUCCAAUAGACUCAACUGAUGAGCAAACUCCACCACCACCAUCAUCUAGUCCACCAGUAGCUCUAUCAAGUCCUCCGCCACCAUCAUUGAGUACACCACCGGCUCCAUCCAUUGCCACACCACCUUUGUCUAGUCCCCUUGCUACACCUCCAACGUACCAAGCUGAUGACCAGUCCCCUCCACCUCCACCAUCAUACAAUCCACCAACGACAACUUUAGCUAGUCCUCCACCACCACCAUUGAGUCCACCAGCAAUAGCACCAACCACUAGCGCACCUCCUCCAUCUACUUACCCAUCGCCUAUGUCUAGUCCACCAGCAACACCUCCAACAGACUCAACUGAUGAGCAAACUCCAUCACCACCAGCAUCUAGUCCACCACUAGCUCCAUCAAGUCCUCCACCACCAUCAUCUAGUCCACCAGUAGCUCUAUCAAGUCCUCCACCACCAUCAUCAAGUACACCACCGGCUCCAUCCAUUGCCAUGCCACCUUUGUCUAGCCCCCCUGCUACACCUCCAACGUACCAAGCUGAUGACCAGUCCCCUCCACCUCCACCAUCAUACAAUCCACCACCGACAGCUUUAGCUAGUCCUCCACCACCAUCAUUGAGUCCACCAGCAAUAGCACCAACCACUAGCGCACCUCCUCCAUCUACUUCCCCAUCGCCUAUGUCUAGUCCACCAGCAACACCUCCGACCAACCAAGGUAACCACCCACCGCCAUCAUCACCAUUAAGUCCGCCUACCACACCUCCGACGUACCAAGUUAACCAACCACCGCCGCCACCACAAUUUAGUGCUCCUGCCACACCUCCGACCUAUCAAGGUAAUGCCCAACCACCGGCAUCGGCAACAACACCGCCACUUGGUGCCCCUUCUGGCAAUGGAUGGGUGCAAGUUCAAAACUUUCAUGACGCCAUGUACUGGCAAAUCGGGCGCUUUGUGGUGUACAAGUUGGUAAACAAGAAGGACAACUCCCUUGUGGAUGUGCUCUAUGUGAGCAUGCAACCUGCAGGAAAGGGCAACAACUACUUUCUUGUGAUAAAAGUAGCAGAUGAAUAUAAGAAGGUCGGCAAGUAUCAUGUGCUCCUAUGGGGUGUGCCUGGGUCAGCAGAUGAAGCAUGGAAAGUAUAUUGGCUCAAAUUUGUAGGAAACUAAGCACAUGGUGCAAACAGGAUCAUCUAGCUAUCGACCAUGCAUGGCAUUUGUAGGGAGAAGAUAUAUGUCAAUGUCCGCCUGCAUAGAUUAGUUGAUUUUUGUAGCUUUGAGGGGCUUGAUAUCCAACUAUAUGUUCUAAUUUCAGUGAUAAAUUUAUGUUGUGUUCUCAUUAAAACUGCCUCAAAUUUACAAAAUAUGGGUGGAGAUAUAAUCAUAUAACUCGAAGCAUAUGCGCUUCACUGUACUUAGUUUGAUGGUUGCCUUGUAAUUCUUAUUAAAGUUUUUUGCUUACCUGUAGUUCAUUGUUCACCUUUCA
This is a messenger RNA of Triticum aestivum (bread wheat), 3331 nucleotides long. Its product is annotated as proline-rich extensin-like protein EPR1. NCBI's taxonomy places the organism in Eukaryota, Viridiplantae, Streptophyta, Magnoliopsida, Poales, Poaceae. Bases 49 to 3015 code for a protein of 988 amino acids. The transcript has a single exon. Gene Ontology annotation, molecular function: cysteine-type endopeptidase inhibitor activity. The record is from RefSeq and is a predicted model, not a curated record.